Echinostoma caproni is the source of this 429-nucleotide messenger RNA. Lineage: Eukaryota; Metazoa; Platyhelminthes; Trematoda; Plagiorchiida; Echinostomatidae. The record is from the annotation of a GenBank genome assembly.
UUUGAUGGUGAUGAAGAUGAUGAUUCGGAUGAUGAUGAUUAUGAUGAUGAUGAUGAUGAAUUUGAUGUAGUUGUUGAUGAUUCGGAUAAAGAUGAUGAUGAUGAUGAUUCGGAUGAUGAUGAUGAUGAUGAUGUGGAUGAUGAUGAUGAUGAUGAUGAUGACCAUGAUGAUGAUGAUGAUGAUGAUGGUGAUGAUGAUGAUGAUGACGAUCAUGGCGAUGAUGAUGAUGAUGAUGAUGAUGAUGACGAUGAAGAUGAUGAUUCGGAUGAUGCGGUUGAAGACGAUGAUGGUGAUGAUACAGAUGAACCGGAUGAUGAGGUUAAUGAUGAUGAUUCGGAUGUUAAUUUUGAUGAUGAUGAUGAUGAUGAUGAUGACGAAGAUGAAGAUGAUGAUGACGAUGAUUCGAAAGUUCUGAUGAUGAUUCGGUAA